Lactuca sativa (garden lettuce) is the source of this 1095-nucleotide messenger RNA. RefSeq names its product chorismate mutase 1 (gene CM1). The record is from RefSeq and is a predicted model, not a curated record. Gene Ontology annotation, biological process: chorismate metabolic process; aromatic amino acid biosynthetic process. Gene Ontology annotation, molecular function: chorismate mutase activity. Lineage: Eukaryota; Viridiplantae; Streptophyta; Magnoliopsida; Asterales; Asteraceae. Gene Ontology annotation, cellular component: cytoplasm.
CCCUUUGUUUUUCUUUAUAUGUGAUUCACUUCGUCAUUGUUUAUUUUUCCAUGGAGGCUACGCUACUCAGAAUCCCCUUUUCUCCUGCCAUCUCCGCUACAUCUUUGUCUAAAUCUUGUAGACCGAUCACUCCAUUUCGUCCUCCAAUGUGGAAGAACUGGAACUUGCAGAUACCCAAUUCAGGGGUUUCGAAGAAUGGUGUUCAAUCCGUUCAAGCAUCCGCGACUUCAUUUGGAUCAAAGAAUGAAACACGAGUAGACGAGAGUGAAAUCUAUACUCUUGAUGGUAUAAGAAGUUCUUUAAUUCGACAAGAAGACAGCAUUAUAUUUAGCCUUGUAGAAAGAGCUCAAUUUUGCUACAACGAGGAUACAUAUGACCCUAAUGCUUUCUUCAUGGAUGGCUUCAAAGGUUCUUUAGUCGAGUUCAUGGUCAAAGAAACCGAAAAAGUCCAUGCUCAGGUUGGAAGAUACAAGAGCCCUGAUGAACACCCGUUUUUCCCAAAAGACUUACCUGACCCUAUGUUGCCCCCAUUGGAAUACCCACAGGUGUUGCAUCCUUGUGCUCAAGAUAUUAAUAUUAACCUCAAAAUAUGGGAUAUAUACUUCAAAGAUCUUCUCCCUAGGCUUGUAAAGGAAGGAAAUGAUGGUAAUUGUGGAUCAGCAGCAACCUGUGACUCCACCUGCUUGCAGGCCCUGUCUAAACGAAUUCACUAUGGGAAAUUCGUAGCGGAAGCAAAAUUCCGAGCUUCACCUUCUGAUUAUGAAGCUGCGAUUAAUUCGCAAGAUAAGAAAAAGCUGAUGGAUUUAUUGACGUAUCCGGCUGUGGAAGAAGCAAUCAAGAAACGGGUGGAAACAAAAGCGAAGACUUUUGGGCAAGUGGUGACUGUUGGGUUUGGGGAAGAUGCGAUUGAGCCUGUGUAUAAAAUAGAACCCAGUUUGGUUGCGGAUCUUUAUGGGGAUUGGAUUAUGCCAUUGACGAAAGAAGUACAGGUUGAGUAUUUGUUGAGAAGAUUAGAUUGAAUGAUUGAAUGAAUGUGUAUGAAUUGUGUUUUUUUUUCAAAGAUAUAUGAAACUUUUUAACACGAUUUGGUAGAAA